AUGGGUACUUCAAAUCUUGAUCGUUUAAUCAUGUCUCUUCCCGAAUCUGACAUAGAUCACUUGAAGCUUCACAAUAUCCAAGAUCACCAGUGCAAUUCAUCGUCAUCACUAACAACACCCAAUGCACUCGAGAAUGGCACUCAAGACAAUCAAGAAGAUACAAGUUCAUCUUCUGGUGGUUUGAAGGUCCAAGUACCAUAUCCUACCGGAGAAUUUAAGGUCAGUAAUGACGACGAUAAUCCCAAGACUCCGACAGCUACGGAGCAUAGAAUUCCUGUAAUGACAACUUGUCCACUAGCUCCAAGAAAAGCCAAGCGGGUUCCGGCGACCGGGAAAAGGAAGGCGCCAUUUUUUGCGGGAGUUAUUACUCCUGAGAAUUUUUUGAUUUAUGUAGAUGCGAUGCUUGCUUUGAAUGAAGCUGUUUACGUCCCGGAUAUUGUGGUCGGCGAUCUUGGCGCCGGUGACCGUGCCAAGAGAUUAAAGCCAGUGACAUCACCGGCUCACGAACCUUGA
Molecule: messenger RNA, 513 nt
Organism: Lactuca virosa
Lineage: Eukaryota; Viridiplantae; Streptophyta; Magnoliopsida; Asterales; Asteraceae
Source: the annotation of a GenBank genome assembly